This is a messenger RNA of Leptinotarsa decemlineata (Colorado potato beetle), 1010 nucleotides long. Its product is annotated as transcription initiation factor TFIID subunit 9-like. Gene Ontology annotation, biological process: RNA polymerase II preinitiation complex assembly; DNA-templated transcription initiation. The record is from RefSeq and is a predicted model, not a curated record. Gene Ontology annotation, molecular function: transcription coactivator activity; RNA polymerase II general transcription initiation factor activity; protein heterodimerization activity. Lineage: Eukaryota; Metazoa; Arthropoda; Insecta; Coleoptera; Chrysomelidae. Gene Ontology annotation, cellular component: transcription factor TFIID complex; SAGA complex.
UCACUUGUCACAGCUUGUUAUUAAACAAAGAGAAGAUUGCAUGUAGACAGGAAAUGUCCCAAAAUUACAAUUUACAUUUACGAUCAGGAAAACCUGGGUUCCUGUGAUUAACUGUAAUCAAAGGGUAGUUGUUUGGAAUUAUAGAUCGAAACAUUACCCAAACAGUUUGUUAAUGAUGAGUGAUAAAGAUAAAUCUAAACCGGCCCAGCCGAAACAUAUUCCAAAAGAUGGGCAGGUUAUAAUGGCAAUCAUGAAGGAAAUGGGAAUUACAGAUUAUGAACCGAAAACUAUAGUGCAACUAACUGAAUUUGUAUAUAGAUAUGCUACAUCAAUUUUGGAAGAAGCUCGCAUGUAUGCUAAUAACUCCAAAAAGAAAUUUCUAGAUGUUGAUGACGUUCGUUUGGCCUUACAGCUUACUUGUGAGUCGACAUUUACCACUCCACCACCAAGAGAAGUUCUACUAGAACUGGCACAGGCAAAAAAUUAUUCUGCUCUACCCCCAGUGAAACCUCAUUGCGGAUUGAGAUUACCUCCGGAUCGGUAUUGUUUGUCUUCAUGUAACUAUACAUUGAGAAGUGCCCAGAAGAAAAUCGGUAAAAGUAAUUUUGGUAUAUCAGGCGGUCCAGGAAUGAAACUAACACCUAAGUCUAACAUCAGCUUUUUAAAGCGUACGAAUACACCAGUUUCCAAGCAAACAGUCAGUAUCCCCAAACCUGUGACUAAAAUCAACACCCAGUCUCAAAAAACUGUAUUGAAACCAAAGAUACAAAUCACACAGAAUGUACAGCUGGCACCUGCUAAUGGAAUGGAGAUUGACCCCAACAGUUUGAAAAGAAAACGUGAAGAUGAAUCUGAAAAUGGAGUUUGAACUUUCAAGUUAUUUUGGUAUUUUUCCAUUAGGUAUUUAAUGAUACUUGACGAUGUCUAUAUGCUCUUACCAAUAUGUUUUUAAGAGUCAAGAGACAAUCAUCUUGGAGUUGUAAUUAAAUUGAUUUCGAGUUGUAAGUUAA